This is a messenger RNA of Xylona heveae TC161, 7340 nucleotides long. RefSeq lists its product as hypothetical. Gene Ontology annotation, cellular component: extrinsic component of membrane; phagophore assembly site. The transcript has 4 exons. The record is from RefSeq and is a predicted model, not a curated record. Gene Ontology annotation, biological process: autophagosome assembly; piecemeal microautophagy of the nucleus; reticulophagy. Gene Ontology annotation, molecular function: phosphatidylinositol-3-phosphate binding. The coding region runs from base 263 to 6997 and encodes 2244 amino acids. NCBI's taxonomy places the organism in Eukaryota, Fungi, Ascomycota, Xylonomycetes, Xylonales, Xylonaceae.
UACUGUAAUCAGCCACUAUUUGCCGUCCUCUUACCAGCUCGACCCUCCGAAACCAGUAACGCCUAAACGGCGACAUUAUAUCUAUUUGCUAUUCGAACAAUUACCCUUGAACAUUUCAUCAUUUUACGCAAUUUUACUUUAUAUAUAGACUUUCCUUCGUACCAUGUCCAUAUCAUCCUUCAUUCCAGGAACAUUCUUAUCAUGAUACCUCCCAUUUUGCGACUGAUUUCAGGCAUCAAUUUCCCUGCCGAGGGCGGUCGUUAUGUCGUACUUUCUCCCGUCCUCCAUUCAGAAACGCCUCUUGCGAUAUGCUCUGUCGCGCGUUGACUUCCUGGACACGGAGACACUAGAUCUUGAUCGUCUGGAUAUAGCAUGGGGUAAACGGAGUGUCGUCGAGCUCCGAGAUGUGGGUUUCAGAUUGAAGGCCCUCUCGGCCUUGCUUAAUUUGCCCCCGAACUUCGAACUCGCCCAUGCCCGCCUUCCGUUGCUUCGAGUUGCCAUCCCAGCGGACAUUUAUAGUAAACCCAUUGCCGUUGAUAUUGAAGGCACCCGAAUCCAGAUAAAGGUACAGACCGAUGCGGACAUUCCUACAAAGGAUGCGGUCAAGCCGGAAAGUGGAUCAAAGUCGAGCAGAAGUGGCCGAGGCGAGAGUGCUCGCGGCGACAGGCAUCUCUCAUCCCCACCUGGUUCCCCUGAUGGCCCACGUAGCGGCAGGCACCUUGAAGACGAGGAACAUGGCCAUCUGCCUACGACAAAAGACCUUGCGCAGUCAUUUCUCGAGACAGAGCCGCUAGAGGAGAAAGCCGAGUUAGAAGCUGCCAUCGCGUCGCAGUCAAAUUACCUCCAAGGGUCGACAGUAUCAUCAGAUGACGGCGAGCUUGAAAUCGACUCCGGGACAGGGACAGCAUUGACGUUACCCGGGUUUCUCGCGGGUUUCCUCAAGGGGGUUGCUGAUCGAUUGGAGGUCAGAGUUAAAGACGUCGAGUUCAAUCUGGAUAUUGACUUGUAUACCGAUGGGCAACAAGGAAAUGCUUCUUCGCCUUCAAAAGAGUCUGUCACAGUCCAACUUAAGGUUGAAGAUGUGGACGUCGAGGGUGUCACAACAACUGCCGCCACUACCCGAACAACGCCACAAGAUGCUGUCCCAGGAAAGAGAACUAUAUCUCUGCAUAAUAUCCGUGGCGCGCUCAUCUCUGACGCAUCCUUUUUUGCGAGCCAUACGCGUUCUGCUGGACCGCCUUCACCUUCAGUCACUUUCCCUAGCGCCAUGUCUGAGCGAGGAGGCAUGAAGAGCCCGCAACAACAACCAAGGUCAAUGAGCAGAGGCAGCAGCAGCAGCAGUCUUCGAACCUCCCGCAGUGCUUCACAUGCAUCAGUCACUGACGAACCCGGCGCGGUCGAGGAUAUGCUUAAUUCGACAAUUUUCGAAUCAAUCGCCGGCCCACCUCCAGCUCCCCAUAGAAUGGAGACUUCUGUAGCCACGAGUGAUGGAGGUCGAUUCGCAGAUGCAAGCGAUGAUGAUGAUGACGAAGAAGAAGACGACCGCAGCCCCAAGGUCGAGCGUUCCCAAGACGAUGUUACAGUGACCGAGAAAUCCGCCCACGAGGAUGCCCAGGAGCCUGAGUCACCGACUGGAAUGCGCGGGGAGUCCGCUGAUCUGCAACAUUCUGAACCUGAUUUGUCCACUAAUAGUCUCGAAGACUCAUUACCCCAUGUUGAUACUCUGCUCACAGGCUCCUUGCAUUCAGUCAUUCAUGAAAAGACAGCUGAGGGUACCCAAGAAACUGACGAAAAAUCUCUCCACACGUCACAGUCAGAAUCAGAACCAACCAUUCAAGAAUCUCAGAGUGAUAUUAGGACUACCGAGAACGACCUGGUUGCAUCAAAUAUUGUCUCUCAGGAAGAGGCUAAUGAUCUUAAUGAUGAAAUGAGCAAUGAGCCAAUUGAGCCACCCAGUCCCGCAGAGAGCUCUGGCAAUGAGACAUCAAGCACUCAGUCGGGUACACCGUGCGGAGAUGAUCUCGCUCAGUCCAGGGUCUUUAGUCACGAAGAAGCGGAAAGCAUGUAUAUGAGUGCAGUUAGCCGAGAUUCACCAUCUCAAAGCAGACGUAUAGUAAUGCCGGGUGGUUGGGAUGCGUCACGCUACGAUGAUCUGGGCCAGUCUGGUCAAUAUCCAAGCCAUGCGGCUGAGGAGAGCGCUAGGCCGGUAACUCCGAGACCUGGUUCUGUCUAUAUGCAAACUCAAGGUGUUUCCGCCGAUCGUGAAAAACCUAGUACAGAAGGGCUCAAUACAUCACCCUUGCAAUCUACAGGGCUUGGUCACGCAACAGCGCCCGAAAGGCCACAUCCGUUGCAAUCAACGUCUUCAGAAAAGCAAUCCUAUUCGUCUGGGAAUACCUCUCGCGUGACCAAGGAGAUCUUGAAGAUUGAUCGCGUCAGUAUUCGCCUCCCAGGCUUGGAGUCAACUUCGUCUGGGCCAACACCAGAUGUUACUGCACAGCCAUUCGAUGGUAACAGUCGUCCUUCACAAGUGGCACCUGCAGGAGAUCCACACUCACGCUCAUACGGAAGAUUCUCAGCCUACGCUCAGCGAAAGAAUAGUGGGGAAGCUUCGAAACUAUUUGAACGACACAACCCUGACCAUUCUUCGUUCCUCCCGGACUUUGCUAGUUCACUGCAUGAAAGCUCAAUCUACUCACCAAUGGAGACUUCUACACAUGAGGAGAACCUCGAUUGUAUCGACCUCCUCAUCCGCUCUAUUGACCUCGCCGUGGAUAUGAGUGUGUGCCGUCUGGUUAUCAAGCUCCUGCAACAACUGCGACCAGAGUCAAAAGAUGAGCCUCCCAAACCCAAGGAACCAGAAGCCAAGGAACGGAAAUCUGAACAAAAGGAAUUAAAGACAUUUUUGCGGGUUGAUCGCAUAUCCCUGAAACUGCUCGAUCGCCUUUAUAGUGUAUUGCAGAGUCCAGCAGAGCAGACUGACAACUCUGCUGGCGGUAUUCUCGAUCCGCAACCACUUUCUGAAGUCUUAAUCUCUACGAGCGUCACAGGUUUCGAAAUCAAGAAUAUUUCUGGGUUAGACUCUUCAUCGGCCCGAGCAUCAAUUGAGAAGUUUUUCCUUGGGGAUGGUUCUGAUGUUAUCUUAUCAUUUGAUGCCAGUCGUAGGCUUAGGGCAUCUGUACGAGAUUUGUCAAGUGCCGCCAAUAAGGACGUCUCCUUCUCCAUUACACGUACAGGAAUUAAACGCAAAAUCGAGGUGACGACUUUACCGCUCCAUGUUUCGUUGAACUUGGAGAGACUUGACGACACUAUAACGUGGCUGGGUGGCUUCAGUAGUAUCCUGGAUCUAGGAAGCUCUAUCGCUUCUAAUACCACAAUUGUCGGCGCCAAGAACACAGGCAGCAAACCCGCAAAGCGUUCUCGCGGUGUUCACUUUGAGACUCCGAUGCCCCCUUCUGAAGAUUCUUCAGCUGCAAGCACAAAGGCUAACGUUAGGAUCGGAGGUAUCUUCGUACAUGUUAUCGGCCGGGUAUGCAGCGUAAAGCUUCAGACAAGCGCAAUGAAACUUGUUAGCCGACAGGAAGGCCUGGGUUUGCAAGUAGACAAGGUGGAGCUCAGUGGCCCAUACCUUCGCUUGGAAAAGCGCGCAGCUUCCGCCACCGCUGAACUGGGAAAUAUACGAGUCGAAUAUCUCUCUAAUCCAGAGGAAAAGGAUCUUGCUCGACUUCUUUCUCUACUCAAUCCCUCCAAUAACAAGUAUGAACAAGAUGACGACAUUCUCUUGGAUACUUUAUUACGCCAAAGAAAGCAGGGUGCCGUGCUCCGCAUAACCGUGGCAAACGUCAGCGGUGGUAUAGCCAAUUUGAACGAUCUGGAAUAUUUCGCUUCUCUUGGCAAGGAGUUUUCUAGGCUUUCGACCGUCGCCAAGUACCUCCCAGAAGACGACCGGCCUGGAAUUUUAAUUCUUGGACUGAUUCGAGAACUUGAAUAUAGGGUCCAAAUCAAUGAACAGAUUGGGGAGAUAAACUUGGCUCUUCAAAAUCUGGAAGUAGCCCAGGUGACUCUACCAUCGCUACUUGCGCUCGGUGUUCAAAACCUCAGUCUCUACAGGAAUUCCGAGGAGGAGCUUGUUGGCGAAGCUAUCAACUCACAGACUUUGUCGCCCCACGCGCAAGUACCCAUGAUCAUGGUUAGGAUGAUUGGAGAUGAAAUGGAGCCUACUAUAAGGAUCAAGCUUUGGAAUUUUCGAGCCGAGUAUCGGGUUUCAACUCUCAUGGCGGCCAUGGGAAUAUCAGCAGAGCAGCUUGUAGAGGACGUCGUCAAUGAUAUGGUAGCAUCCGUGAUUACUCUGACCGCUCGGCAGCCACCCACCAGCCCGUUGGCCCGCCUUUCUAGAGAAACGUCUUCUAGUAGCGAAUCGGCUUUUUCAUCUAGGACCCUCAAGGCGGAUAUUGUUCUGCGUGACUCCAUGGUCGGACUCAAUCCACGAGACAUGCCCUCAAAAGCCCUUGUGGUCUUGAUUGAUACACGCUUCGCUGGAGCUAUUCCGAGGGAUUCAGAUUUCAGCGCCACAUUGGAGGUCAAGAAAGCAUAUUUGAUGGCUAUUGAUGAUACCAACAAUCUCCUAGAUUCUAGUGAGAUUGCAGCGUCCAUGGCCUCACGAUAUACGAGCACCAAAAGUGACAUUUCCUCUACGUUAAGUGACAUGGGUUAUGUGUCGCUGAGCUAUAUAUCUUCAGCUAAGGUUACUGCAAAGGUCAUUAAAGCUCCAAAUAGUAAUGAGAAGUGUAUCGAUCUGGAGGUAAAGGAUGAUCUGUUCGUUCUGGAGUCCUGCGCAGACUCUACGCAGACGCUUCUCAGCAUCAUCAACGGACUCAAACCACCUAUGCCGCCAAGCAAGGACAUCAAGUACCGUACUGAGGUAAUACCUGUUCAGGAUAUGCUCGCUUCUCUUUCGGGAGAUGCUUUCGUUCCCUCAGGUCCGGGCGAGGAAGUAGCCGAAGAGUACCCGCUCGGCCUGGAAGAAGGCGACAUGAUGGACGACGAAGUUCCGCGGAAUCUUGAAUAUGUCAGUAGUUUCUACAGACCACAGCCAGGGGCUACGUCCGAGGAAAUGGCGGAUAGUAUGCUUGAUGACGAUCUCGGUCAUUUGGCAAGCCAGCCUAUCACACGAGAGAUUGGGGACAAGGUCCUUCUUGAGAGCUUCCAAGAGCAAUAUGAGGUUGCACCUGGUAAUGAGCCUCUGAACUUCCAAGAAGACCACUUUGGAUCAGGGGUGGGAGUGGAAGGUACAGCUCACAAGUGGGAUUCUGCGCUGAACGCCUAUGGCGUUGCCGACAGAACAAACGUACAGACGAGCCCUCUUCGUGUACGAGUGCGUGAUAUUCACGUCAUCUGGAACCUUUUCGAUGGAUAUGACUGGCAGAAGACUAGAGACACAAUUUCCAAGGCUGUGCGAGAUGUCGAGAUAAGGGCUACAGAACGCCGGAAUCGGAGUGACAGACGCUCUUCAUUUGAGGCCGAUCAGGGCGAGGAAGAGUCUGUCAUCGGAGAUUUCUUGUUCAACUCCAUUUACAUUGGCAUUUCAGCGAACCGUGACCCAAGGGAACUAGCGCGUCAGAUCAACCGCAAUGUCGAUGAUCUCGCCAGCGAGACAGAAAGCUAUGCUCCUUCAGUCCCUCAGUCGCCCAGUAGGCAGUCACAGCCGGGCCAUCAUAGAGGAAGGCGACUUCGGUUGCAGCGAAGCAAGAAGCAUAAGAUCGCAUUUGAGCUCAAGGGGCUGUCUGCAGAUCUCGUGGUAUUCCCGCAAGGUUCAGGCGAAACACAAAGUUCCAUUGACGUAAGGGUCCGAGAUUUGGAAAUCUUUGAUAACGUACCUACAUCGACGUGGAAGAAAUUUGCGACGUAUAUGCAUGAUGCAGGAGAGCGUGAGACCGGCAAGAGCAUGGUUCACUUGGAGAUUCUCAAUGUCCGGCCGGUUCCUGAACUGGCGGCGUCUGAGAUAGUCAUCAAGGUUACCGUCCUUCCCCUUCGACUACAUGUAGACCAAGAUGCUCUCGACUUUAUCACACGCUUCUUUGAAUUCAAAGACGAUUCCGCUCAGGCACAAACUUCUCCCGCCGACGUUCCCUUCUUACAGCGUGUUGAAGUCAACUCUGUGCAAGUUCGACUAGAUUACAAGCCCAAGAACGUCGAUUACGCAGGUAUUCGAUCCGGACAUACCACUGAAUUUAUGAAUUUCUUCAUCCUCGACCAAGCCGACAUUGUGCUCCGCCACGUUAUCAUCUACGGUAUAUCCGGAUUUGACAAGCUCUCCAAGACGCUCAACGACAUCUGGAUGCCGGACGUCAAACGCAACCAAUUACCCGGAGUCCUCGCCGGUCUCGCGCCUGUACGAUCACUCGUCAACGUAGGCGGGGGCGUCAAGGAUCUCGUAGUCGUGCCGAUUCGCGAAUACAAAAAGGACGGCCGAAUUGUGCGGAGUAUCCAAAAGGGCGCACUGGCGUUCGCCAAGACAACCACAAGCGAACUUGUCAAGCUCGGUGCAAAACUUGCAAUUGGCACGCAAACUGUCCUUCAAGGUGCCGAGGACUUUCUCAGCCAGCCUGGAGUUGGCGGCAGCGGGACGGCUCAUGGUCAUGGCCACGACGUCGGCGCAGGCUGGGAGGACGACGAAGCCGAUGAGGAAGAGAAGAAAGUUAUCAGCUUAUACGCCGACCAGCCCGUUGGCGUUGUUCAGGGCUUGCGCGGCGCAUAUUCCAGCCUCGGCCGAGAUCUCAUCAUGGCGCGUGACGCAAUCGUUGCUGUCCCCGGAGAAGUCCUUGAUAGCGGAAGCGCCCAGGGCGCAGCAAAGGCCGUGUGGAAACGUACCCCGACUGUCAUUUUCCGUCCCGCAAUCGGUGCCACCAGAGCCAUUUCUCAGACUCUUAUGGGCGCCACGAAUUCGUUGGAUCCCGAGAACAGGAGAAGAUUGGAGGAUAAAUACAAACGGCAUUAAACUCCCCAAACCUCCAGUCUAUACCCACCGUAUCGUUUUAUGGGCCUAUACCACUACCACUAUCCCCCGGAAGAGUCUUCUGGGAAACAAUUAACGAACGAAUAUCACGAAAGUUUAUGAAAAGCGCGCCAGUUUUUCUCUACCCCUCUCUCCUUCUCCCCUCCCUUCUCCUUUCCCCCUUCUCUUUCCUCUCUUAUUUUUUUUUUCUCCUUCUCUUUUCUUUUCUUUUCUGUUAUAUGUCAUCAAGGGCUUUAUCACCUUUCUUUUUUACACCUUUCUCAGAGCAGAAGAAGCUAGUUGAUUAACUCUUUUUUUUCUCUUGUCUGUCAAGUGUCAAUUUGUU